Drosophila novamexicana is the source of this 3249-nucleotide messenger RNA. RefSeq names its product centrosomal protein of 104 kDa. Gene Ontology annotation, cellular component: cilium. Bases 163 to 2937 code for a protein of 924 amino acids. NCBI's taxonomy places the organism in Eukaryota, Metazoa, Arthropoda, Insecta, Diptera, Drosophilidae. The transcript is spliced from 8 exons. The record is from RefSeq and is a predicted model, not a curated record.
GCAAACGCCGUUUGGCCGCAGAUUCGGUAUGAACCGCUCUUUAAUUUACGCUUAGUUUGUGCGUCAAGCAAUUGACGCUGCUCACGGCAACGCGCAACAUACUACUGACUGCAUUUAAGUAAAUGUGUGCACGUGAAGUUGUAUAGUGUUUCUUGCUACAUAAUGGCCAAGAAAAUACCAUUCAAUGUGGUAUUCGCCUCAGACGAGGACGCCGGCUUCCCGGCCAGCGAACUAAACACACAUGGCCCCACGGUGCACGGCUGGCGCAGUGCCGUGGACAGCGGAUUAAGCACGCACGACAUCAUUCUCCGUUUCCAGCAACCUGCCAAGAUUUAUCGCAUUCAGCUCUUGGCACAUCAGUACUUGAUACCCGAAAAGGUGGAGCUCUGGCUACACUAUUCUCCAAAGUCGAUACCCAGCACUCCGUCCUCGCAGUAUUUUGAUUUUCUUGGAUUUGUCGCCCUCGCCGACAAUGCGAACACCAACUACAAAUCGCGUGAGCUCCAGAGCGUUACUGUGAAUCCAAGGCGUGGCACGCAUCUGAAGCUGCGGCUGAUUGGUGCCCAUUGCAAUGAGUUCAACGAUAGUCAACAGAUUGCGCUCAUGGCGGUCAAUGUGCUCGGUGAGGAUCUGGAAUCGGCUGCCAUAAACGAUGGUGACGAGCAUCUGGCCAGCGAGACGCCGCCUAUAGACACCGCCACUGGUGAACUGGCUCUCGCCUCCGUGUGUGAUGACCUUUUAUUUUCAAUGUACGUGGAAGAGUCAAUUGUGCAGUACAUACGCGAGCUGGAGCAGUGCAAGCUGAAGGCGGUCAGCUCCGAACGCUUUGAAUAUGCCCGCAAGCUGAAGCUUUGCAUGACGGCUCUGCGAACGGCAGGCGAGCGCCUGGGCCGAUAUGCGCUGGCCAAGCGCCAGGCGGUGCAGCAAGAAGACUUUAGCGCAGCCAAGCUGCGCAAGGAGCAGAUCGAAAUGUAUCGCGCGUGCGUACUCAAGCAGCUGCAAGUGCAUAAGCUGCUCGAAACCGAUGGGGCACUUAGCCAAAACGAUCAGAGCUGCGAAAUCUAUGCGGGCGGCAAACCAAGUCUGCCGCCCGCACCUAGCCUGCAGGAUGUGGCACAUGCUCUGGCCGAGGCUGCCAACAGUCCGAAACGCACCAGUACCCAGCUUGAGAAAUCACCUAUUGACGUCUCCAGCCAUGAUGUCGUGAGCGCCGUUGUCGCGCCGGCUGCUGCAGUGCAUCUGCUGGCCAAGUCGCACGACGAGUUGCCCCAAUCGCCCCGGCUGCCAAUGGCAUCGCGGCACAGCUCACCCAUGUCCAGUCGACAAGGAUCGCUGAGACGGCGCAAUAAAAGUGCACCGCGCAACUCCUACGAGGAUUACGAGGAGCGAGCUAUUCCCACCCUGAGGCACUCAAAUACUAAUGAAUUUUUAAGGGAGUGCCAGGGCAAUGCGCUGCUCGAAGCGGACCCAAAUCGCAGUCGCUCGCGUCUCAACGAUCGCGAGCGUCGCCAGGCAGCGUUGCCCAUCCUGGUCUUUGGCAGUGAACUGGUUGAGCAGUUCUACUCUCGCCAGUUUCAGGAUCGGGAGGAUGGUCUGCUGCGCCUGCGCAACUUUCUCAAAGAGCGGGAAAAAGUGGAAGCGGAGGGCAAUGAGCAUGCGGCCAGUCCAAACAAGGUGGCACGCAGCGCUGCGCUUCUGCUGCAUCGCGCCGUUCGAGAUGCUGUUUACUCUGUUUUUAGCCAGGCAACUGAAACAGUUCGUGUGUUGUUCCUUGAAUAUGUGCCAGGCCGUGUCUCACCCAACGAGGUGGCGCGGUGCGUAGAUCGUCUGCUGCCCGAGCUGCUGGCCAAGUCGGGUGAUCCCUCGGCCCGUUUGCACACGCUGGCACAGCACACAAUACUCAGUAUUGCCGCCUGUCCGCAGGUGACCGAGCAAAACCUGGUGGCGCCAGCGCUAUCGCGUAGCGUUGGCUCUGGUACGCAUCAGCGUUUGGCCAUGAGCCGAUUGCAAAUGCUGGAACAGCUGGUUCAUACACAAGGCAUAAGCUCAGAUAAGCACAGCGGAUUAACCUGUCGCGCGUUGUCCGACUGCGGCUGCUCCGGCAUACAUCAUCCCGCGGAGCCGGUACGCAAAGUGGCUGAACGCAUUUUGCUGCUUGUCUACAAAGUAAAUCCCCGACUUGUGCGUAAGCAGCUACCACCAGACGACGACAUCACCAGACGCAACCUGCUCUAUCGUCAGCUCUUCACGGAGUUUGAUAAACUGGACUUGGAACGCAAACAGGAGCUACUCGAAGGCAGUAAAUACGUUGACGGCUACAAUCCAAGCAAUGGCGCGGAUUUCAUGCAGCCCUCGACCAGCACAGAUGCAUCUCGCAUAUUGAAAAGCAUGAACGGUGGGGCUGGUGCGAACGACAAUGGCUAUGUAAGCUGCAAUGGCAAGCAGCAGUACAACGAGCAACUGAAGCGUUCUAUGCAGUCGGCAACGAACUCGCGCAAGGGAUCAGCCACUAACUCCGAGUCUACUGAGGAGGCAACACCGAAAAUCAAUUGCCCGUUCUGCGGCUGGUGCUGCUCUGGCAGCGAUGCGGGCCAACUAGAUCGGCAUUAUUGGAAGGCUUGUCCAUUUCUCACCAAGUGCCCACAAUGCAGUCAGGUGCUGGAGGUAGCUGCACUCAACUACCAUUUGACAACGGAAUGUGAAGCCAAGGAUAGUUAUGUGGUGUGCACUCGCUGCACGGAGUCGGUGCAUAAACAGCUUUAUGAACUGCAUCAGAUGGAGGACUUUUGCCGCGAGUUGAAAACGGGCGCCGCUCGCUGUCCACUUUGCCAUGAUGAUGUACAUCUGCCCUUGGAUGGCGGUUGGAAGCUGCAUCUCCUAAGCGCAGGCGGCUGUCCAGGCAAUAUACGUAAACGGAAUUUAAAGAAAGCAAACUAAACAAAUAUCCUAGGACAAAAGUCAUCAAUAACCAUCCUCUCAUUAGGGAAUAUUCACAACUUUGAGCGAGUUUAUCACAAGCCAACGGCCAUUAGCGUAAUUUAAAUCAAUUUUUAUUACAUACAUUGCAUUUAGAGCAAAUUUUGUUAUGAGACCUGGCUAACGCCAGCAUUACUUAUGCUUUAUAUUUUGUUACACUUUAUUUAAGUCUAUAUGUUUUCUACGCAAUGUGAUUUGUUAACUUUACAUAACACGAAUUUCCAAACGUCCUACAUAAAAAUAAAGCCAAUCGAGAGUAAUUUUAAAUAUGAA